Molecule: messenger RNA, 7499 nt
Organism: Colossoma macropomum (tambaqui)
Lineage: Eukaryota; Metazoa; Chordata; Actinopteri; Characiformes; Serrasalmidae
Product: neurobeachin-like
Exons: 33
Coding region: 1-5628 (1875 amino acids)
Biological process (GO): intracellular protein localization
Cellular component (GO): membrane; cytosol
Molecular function (GO): protein kinase binding
Source: RefSeq, a predicted model, not a curated record
AUGAAGAUGGAAAAAGGUGAUAUACAAUCCAACACAUCACCGCCAUCCAGCUCCCAAACCUCCUGGAUCUGUACACCAGCCACUGUCCUGGAAGACCAGGAGGGUUCUAAAGGACUCCACCUGCCCAAAUCUCUGUCUGUUCUCACUGUUCCCGAGCAGGAGGAGGUACAGAAGCAUAAAGUCCAGAACCAGCUGGUUCCGAGACAGUUUCUUCCCCCGGGCCAUCAGGCUGCUGAACAGCCAGUAGUGCUGGAUCCAGGUGGCUCGGUGCUCGCUAGCGCGGCUCACGCUCGGAUCUGCCCGGACAUGGCGAGCGAUAAGCCGGGCUCAGUGCUGCUGCCCGCCGGCCUGCCCAUCCGAAGCAUGAGGACCAAAUUCGCCGUGCUGGUCGGUCUCAUCCAGGCAGGGGAGGUCACGGACAGGGACAUCGCCGAGACUGUGCUCAACCUGGUGUUGCAGCACUGUAUCCGCUGUGUCGUGCGUUCAGGUGCCGGUUUGGGCUCUUUAAAUGGGAUCUAUGCUGAAGAUAAGAGUGAAAGUUAUUGUCUCAGUUUGCAGACACCGCUCUGCGCCGCCAUGCAAAUUGCCCGUCAGAUGAAAGGCGAGAAAGACAGAGCGUUUGUCGUGACGCCUAUCAGCUGUUCCAUUGCGAGAGAUGAGUACAGUGGAAGGGGUUCUUUGGUGGGCGGUGAGUUUGACCUGGAGACGAACUUCAUCAUCCAGGAUGCGGAGAGCAUCGUGUGCAUGGUGGAUCUGCUGGAGCACUGCCAGGUGACGUGCCAGGCGGAAAUCUGGAGCAUGUUCACGGCCAUCCUGCGCAAGAGCGUGCGCAACCUGCAGACCAGCACGGAGGUGGGGCUCAUCCAGCUGGUGCUGCUGAAGAUGAGCUCUGUUGACGACAUGAUCGCAGAUCUGCUGGUGGACAUGCUGGGAGUGCUGGCCAGUUAUAGUAUCACAGUGAAGGAGCUGAAGCUGCUCUUCAGCAUGCUGAGAGGAGAAGGAGGAUUGUGGCCGAGGCAUGCAGUGAAGCUGCUGGCUGUGCUGAAUCAGAUGCCACAGAGACACGGGCCGGACGCUUUCUUCAACUUCCCCGGCCGGAGUGCUGCUGCGAUUGCUUUACCUCCCAUUGCCAAGUGGCCUUAUCAGAACGGCUUCAGUCUCAACACCUGGUUCCGCAUGGAUCCCCUCAACAACAUCAACGUAGACAAGGACAAACCCUACCUUUACUGCUUCCGCACCAGUAAAGGUGUUGGCUACUCGGCUCAUUUUGUGGGGAACUGCUUGAUCGUGACGUCGCUCAAAUCCAAAGGCAAAGGCUUCCAGCACUGCGUGAAGUACGACUUCCAGCCUCGCAAAUGGUACAUGAUCAGCAUCGUGCACAUCUACAACCGCUGGAGAAACAGUGAGAUUCGCUGCUACGUCAACGGUCAGCUGGUGUCGUACGGCGACAUGGCCUGGCAUGUCAACACCAACGACAGCUAUGACAAAUGUUUCCUCGGCUCGUCUGAGACAGCGGACGCUAACCGAGUGUUCUGCGGACAGCUUGGUGCCAUCUAUGUGUUCAGUGAAGCUUUAAACCCUGCGCAGAUCUUCGCCAUCCAUCAGCUGGGGCCUAGCUAUAAGAGCACCUUUAAGUUUAAGUCAGAGAGUGACAUCCAUCUGGCUGAACACCAUAAACAGGUGUUGUAUGAUGGGAAAUUGGCCAGCAGUAUCUGUUUCACCUACAACGCCAAAGCCACGGACGCCCAGCUGUGUCUGGAAUCAUCGCCCAGAGAGAAUCCCUCCAUCUUUGUCCACUCGCCACACGCCCUCAUGCUGCAGGAUGUGAAGGCCAUUGUGACCCACUCCAUCCACAGCGCCAUCCAUUCUAUUGGGGGCAUCCAGGUGCUCUUCCCUCUCUUCGCUCAGCUCGACUUCCACCAGCACAAUGAGAGCCAGGUGGAGACCACUGUUUGUGCGACUCUCCUGGCCUUCCUGGUGGAGCUGCUGAAGAGCUCUGUGGCGAUGCAGGAGCAGAUGCUGGGAGGGAAAGGCUUCCUGGUGAUCGGGUACCUGCUGGAAAAGUCGUCGCGGGUGCACAUCACCAGAGCCGUCCUGGAGCAGUUCCUGUCUUUCGCAAAGUACCUGGAUGGCCUGAGCCACGGUGCUCCUCUCCUCAAGCAGCUGUGUGACCACAUCCUGUUCAACGCGGCCAUCUGGAUCCACACCCCAGCCAAGGUACAGUUGUCGUUGUACACUUACCUGUCAGCAGAAUUCAUCGGCACAGCAACCAUCUACAACACCAUCCGGCGAGUGGGGACGGUGCUGCAGCUCAUGCACACACUGAAGUACUAUUACUGGGCAGUUAACCCAGCACCCUGCAGCUCCAUCACCCCUAGAGGCCUGGACGGCCCCCGGCCUUCCCAAAAGGAGAUCGUCUCGCUGAGGGCCUUCAUGCUGCUCUUUCUCAAGCAGCUCAUUCUCAAGGAUCGAGGUGUUAAAGAGGAUGAGCUUCAGAGCAUUCAGAACUACUUGCUGACCAUGCAUGAGGAUGAAAACCUCCACGAUGUCCUUCAGCUGUUGGUAGCGCUGAUGUCUGAGCAUCCAGCCUCCAUGAUCCCCGCCUUCGACCAGAGAAACGGCAUCCGAGUGGUCUACAAACUGCUGGCUUCCAAGAGUGAAAGCAUUCGAGUGCAGGCACUGAAGGUGUUGGGCUACUUCCUCAAACACUUGGGUCACAAGAGAAAGGUGGAAAUCAUGCACACGCACAGCCUCUUCACACUUCUGGGCGAGAGGCUAAUGCUGCACACCAGCACAGUGUCAGUGACGACGUACAACACGCUCUAUGAGAUCCUGACAGAGCAGGUGUGCACGCAGGUUGUUCACAAGCCGCACCCUGAACCCGACUCUACUGUGAAGAUUCAAAACCCCAUGAUCCUGAAGGUGGUGGCCACACUGCUGAAGAACUCCACGCCCAGCGCCGAGCUGAUGGAGGUGCGCCGUCUCUUUCUCUCCGACAUGAUCAAGCUCUUCAGCAACAGCCGAGAGAACAGACGGUGUCUUCUCCAGUGCUCUGUGUGGCAGGACUGGAUGUUCUCGCUUGGCUACAUUAACCCCAAAACCUCUGAAGAGCAGAAGAUCACUGAGAUGGUCUACAACAUCUUCCGUAUCCUGUUGUAUCAUGCCAUCAAACACGAAUGGGGUGGCUGGCGGGUGUGGGUGGACACUCUCUCCAUUGCCCACUCUAAAGUGACAUAUGAAGCCCAUAAGGAAUAUUUAGCCAAGAUGUAUGAGGAGUACCAACGGCAGGAGGAGGAGAACAUCAAGAAGGGUAAAAAAGGACUCGUCAGCACCAUCUCUGGUCUUUCUGCUCAGGCCUCUGCCAUCAAGGGCACUUUAGAGCUAGACGACAAUUCUCAAACCCAAACUCCUGAGAGUGAAGCAGAUGAUCCUGAGACUACGGAACCUGGACGGAACCUUCUGGCAGAGGCAAAAGGACCUGAAGUUGAGAACCCAGUCUCAGGGGUGCGGGUUGAAGUCCAUGACCUACUGGUGGACAUCAAGGCUGAGAAGGUUGAAGCCACUGAGGUCAAGCUGGACGACAUGGACCUUUCUCCAGAGACUCUAGGAGUGACGGACAAUGGAAGCCUGGUGGAGGUCGACUCCCUGUUGGACAAUGUCUACUCAGCUGCUGUGGAGCAGCUCAACAACAAUGUGAACGAUGUUUUGGUGCCCAAAACAAGCCUGGAGGACAAAAACACCGGCCCUUUGAUCACAUUGGCUGAAGAAAAAGAUGCCGUGCCCAGCAGUAGCACCUUUCUUUUUGCUCCUGUGGGCACCAGUGCAGCUGAGAAUUUGUUACCUGAGAUAACACCUUCUGAGCCUUUACCCCUUCCAGGUGGACAGCCUCAGGUCCACACCAGCACCAGUGACCUGGGCCUGCUGGCCCACAUGACUGGUGGAUCAGAUGUAGCCUCCAGCUCUGGAGCUUUGGAGGACUGCUUCAAAAUCCAACCCAGUCUGGGGGCUUUUGGCUCCUCCUGUCAGGCAGAGAGUUCUUCCAAAAACCCUGAGCAGGCUGAGGCAGCAGCUCCCGAGGCAGAAGCUUCUGGAGGGAAAAAUGGCAUAGAUGCCACCAGCACCAACUCAGACACGGAAAGGGCUGAUGAUAGCAAGGAGAAAGAGAUCAAGAAGAUCCAGACCACUGCCACCACACAGGGUGUUCACGGGCGAGCAGGUGUUCACAUGGACAGGGACAUGCGAGUGGACCUGGGCUUCAGGGCCAUGCCCAUGACUGAAGAGCAGCGGCGCCAGUUCAGCCCCGGACCCCGCACCACCAUGUUCCGCAUCCCAGAAUUCAAAUGGUCCCCCAUGCACCAGCGCUUACUCACUGACCUGCUCUUCGCCCUGGAGGCAGACGUCCACGUGUGGAGAAGCCACUCCACCAAGUCAGUCAUGGACUUUGUGAACAGCAAUGAAAACAUCAUCUUUGUGCACAACACUAUACACCUCAUCUCUCAGAUGGUGGACAACAUCAUCAUUGCUUGUGGAGGAAUACUGCCUCUGCUCUCCGCUGCUACCUCACCCUCUAGCACCAAGUCUGAGCUGGAAGGGAUUGAGGUGACCCAAGGCAUGUCCUCUGACAUGGCGGUGACUUUUCUGUCUCGACUCAUGUCCAUGGUGGAUGUGCUAGUGUUUGCCAGCUCCCUCAACUUCAGUGAGAUAGAGGCUGAGAAGAACAUGUCGUCUGGAGGACUAAUGCGCCAGUGCCUCAGACUCGUGUGUUGUGUGGCUGUGCGGAGCUGUUUGGAGUGCAGACAGCGUCAGAGGGACAGGGGAUUUAAAUCCUCUCUGUCCAGCACGAAGCCUCAGGAGAGCCUGCAGAGCACAGCGGUGACCAGCAAGACUUCCAUAGACAAUUUCCCCAGUAACCUUUCCCCCAUCGUGGACCCGGACCGCCUCUUGCAGGAUGUGGACAUCAAUCGUCUGCGCGCUGUUGUUUUCCGCGACGUCGAUGACGGUAAGCAGGCUCAGUUCCUGGCUCUGGCUGUGGUCUACUUCAUCUCUGUCUUGAUGGUGUCCAAGUACCGGGACAUCCUGGAGCCACAGCGGGAGACGGCCAGGGUCAUCAUCCAAUCAGGGAGGAGCAUUCGGCAAGAAAUUAACUCCCCCACCAGCACUGAAAACCCUUUGACGUUCCCAGACAGCAGUAAGGAUCCCCCUUCUCUGGUGGGGGAGCCGAGUCUUGAGGCAUCCCUGCCCCAUUCGGACUCUGGCCUUGGGGAGGAGCAGAUGUCCGGUGUGCUGAACGGAGCAGACCUUGAUCCCAGCCUUGGCGGUCCGAACGGCAUACGAGGGCUCCUUUGCACUCUUUCCUCAGAGGUAAAGUCCCAUGAGAACCUGGCUGAGGCGUCCUCCAUGGAGCUGCUGAAGCCCGCCUCCUCCAUCUCCAGCAUCAGCCAGGCCAACAAGGGCAUCAACGUGAAGGAGAUCCUGAAGAGCCUGGUGGCGGCUCCGCUAGAGGCCACAGAGAGCGGCCCUGAACCCCUGCCCUACCCAGACCACCAGGCCCUCAAGAGGGAGGCCCAGGCCAUGCUGCCCAUGCAGUUCCACUCAUUCGACAGGUACAGCAGCCUGGUUAUGUGGUGAUAUAACAAUGAUGUUUUGUGGGGAUUAAACCAUUCUUACCUAACAUCUAGCUAAAAAUGGUGGUCGAUAACAAGUAAAAUAAAAAUCUCUAAAUUUUCAGCUCUGUUAGAUCAUAUUCCUUAUAUAUCAAAAUAAAUGUGACAACAGCAAUGAGAAUCAUGUUAUUUAAUGAGAAGAGUCGAUUAUGUGGUCCAAAUUGCUGCUUUAUGGCUCAACAUUAAAGGCUUUUGGCCACAAAAGCACACAGAUAGUUUGAGCCAGACUCGAUUUCCAAUGUUGUAUCAUUAUAAAAUGGAUUACUUGACAGUUGUUCUUUUGCAAAAAGAUGUCCCAACUCUCCCUUGCUGUGUCCAGCAAACGUUUGGUUCAGGCUGGUAGCAUCUAUAGCUGCUACAAUAGCCCUAAAUCUUCCAUAGCAAUUCAGAGGCACACAUAGGUGUAAUUUUGAAACGUUUUGUUAUUCAUAUAUAAACUCACAUUGCAAGAUUUUCAUUGCUGACAUACAUGUUCGAGAAUUGACAAAACAUGCAUGUAGGCCAACUUAAGGCAAAAAAAUCAUGUCUAAUAAUGAGGAGGUUUGAGAGAGGGAAGCUUACCCCUUCAAAAGAGCUAACAGAGCUAACACUAAAGCUAGCACAAGCUAUAUAGUGCAGCAUUAUAUCCUGAAAAGUACUCGUCAUCUCACAAGUUCUAGCAAACUUCAGUGGAACAAUAUAUAUGACUGAGCGUGUAUGUGUGUAUUCAAACACACAGUCCUGUUAAAGCUAACUGUUAAGAAAACCAAAUUGAGCCGGCUAACUGAUCACAUUGUUUUGUAACAUUAUUGUUAGAUACCGUUCUUAAUGUAUAUUAGCAAUUAUAUUAGUCUACUUCUGGUUUAGCUUACAUUAGAGCUGCCAAAAGUACCCCUGGUAAUAGUUUUGACACUGAGCUCUGCAUUUAGGCUUCCAUACAGAUUAAUCCAAAACUUUUCCAGCUUCACGAAAGAAAUAAAACAGCAUCAUCCUCAGGAUGCUGCUCGUCAGUAACACAUUUCCCCCAUCUCUUAGCUUAACCAAUCUGGCUAAUUUACUGCUGAUGCCAUUCUCACUGCAGGUUUGUUGUGAGGACUUCUGUUAGAGUUUGUCUGAGGGAGGAAGUCAUUUUUAGAGACGACUGUGUGUCAAUCAUAGUUUUGCAAAUGGUCAAAUCUUAAGGCAACAGAAGUGUAGAUUGCAUUUUCAGGGUUAGAGCAAGGGGCUGUAACCUACACAUAGGCUGGUACCCAUAGGUUUGACAAGAGAGACAUGGCCUGCUCUGUGUUCUGCCUCCAACAGUUCAGUUGCAGCUCACUUAACCUUCUAUUUUAAUGCUCAGUUUGCCAUUUAAAAAUGUUGUUCAUAGCAUAAGUGACAGUAUAUUUCAUGGUAUGCAGCAGUGUAAACGUUACGUCUGCAGGGCAAUGGUGUUAGCCAAUGUUUCAUCCUCAAAGUGUUUUGAAUACACACUAAUAUUUCUAAUAGUAUGUUUUGGUUAAAAUGUGCAUUUUGAUGUAGAUGUACAGAAUUUCAAAUAUAAGCAUCUCAGUGACCCUGUUUCUAAAAGAAAUACAUCUGAUUUAUUUCAUCACUGCAGCUGAGGUCAAAAAGAAAACUCUUACUGGAACGUUUUGCUAACAACUGCGGUCAGUGCAGCGUUGCUGCUGGCAGUGGCAGAAUUUUCCGUUGUGGCUCUACUGAAAACAGUGGAAUAUCCGUUCUGUCUACUGCCAACAUGUAAACACGAUAUAACAGUAGACCCAUUUUGCAUACACUGAUUUGUGCUCUAUCGCCCUCUAUAGUCCUGAGCUUUAAAAAUGCCACAGGUACAUGUUCAAUAUCAUCGCUGUCCAA